Molecule: messenger RNA, 240 nt
Organism: Diversispora eburnea
Lineage: Eukaryota; Fungi; Glomeromycota; Glomeromycetes; Diversisporales; Diversisporaceae
Source: the annotation of a GenBank genome assembly
AUGACAGGAACCAGUGCCUUAAUUUGUCAUAUGAAAAAUACAAAAUGUAAAAAAUAUAUAAAAGUUAAUAAAUUACAACAAACAUUACAAUUAUCUACAUCAAGCCUUUUACAGUUUAAAGUGAUAAAUGAGAAAACAACAUGUGAAAAUUGUAAAGAUAUUGUAAAAGAUUUUAAGUUAAAAGUCCAUAUGAUAAUACAAGAGGCUUCUGGACAUCUAAGCUAUAUAACUAAUUUGUAG